Centruroides sculpturatus (bark scorpion) is the source of this 296-nucleotide messenger RNA. Its product is annotated as CUGBP Elav-like family member 2. The annotation marks the transcript as partial. The record is from RefSeq and is a predicted model, not a curated record. Gene Ontology annotation, molecular function: RNA binding. NCBI's taxonomy places the organism in Eukaryota, Metazoa, Arthropoda, Arachnida, Scorpiones, Buthidae. The transcript has a single exon.
UACACAGAGUUUUUGCCCAAGUUGGUCUCCAGCAGACCCAAAAUCCAGCUGGUAAACAAAUAGAAGGACCAGAAGGUGCCAAUCUUUUUAUGUAUCACUUGCCUCAAGAAUUCACAGAUAAUGAUCUAGCUCAGACAUUUGUGCCAUUUGGUAAUGUGAUUUCUGCCAAAGUUUUUAUUGAUAAACAAGCAAAUUUAAGUAAAUGCUUUGGUUUUGUUAGUUAUGAUAACCCAGUCAGUACACAGACAGUGAUACAAGCAUUAAAUGGGUUCCAAAUAGGCAUGAAGUGCCUUAAG